This is a messenger RNA of Mytilinidion resinicola, 1050 nucleotides long. RefSeq lists its product as uncharacterized. The record is from RefSeq and is a predicted model, not a curated record. Bases 1 to 1050 code for a protein of 349 amino acids. Lineage: Eukaryota; Fungi; Ascomycota; Dothideomycetes; Mytilinidiales; Mytilinidiaceae. The transcript has 3 exons.
AUGUCUCCGGGCUGGAGACUGUGGCACUGUGACCGCUCUACACCCCAGGAGUCUUCUGCUGAACCAUCACUUGCGGCCCGGCUUCGGGGACUCCAACAUGUGCACGUCUAUAGCUACAGCCUUCAGCUCUCCACAGUUCUCAGCUCUGGCGAUGUGCUGUUCGCGGCCUACGUCAGAGAGUCUGCUGUAGCCUGGCCCUCCCUACUUUUCCACUCCGACCUCUGCACCCCGCUCCAAACAACAUCAUGGCCACACCUCGCCACACCUCGCCACACCUCCACCACCAACAACGACACCCUCACCUUCGAUAUCGCACCCAGAACCAGGGUGCUUUGGAGCCACCCCAGUGCCGCACAACCGUCUCCUCCUCCUCCUUGCCACCGCGCGAACGUCUCCCGGGCGUUCACCUGCUCCACGAGCUGUCGCCGACCGACCCAGCUUGGAGGCCCCUACCACCCUCAGCCGCCCACAGCCGCAGAGCCUCGAGCCCUCAAGCCAGCUGCAAGACGACAUGAGCCCAGCAGCCUCCGGAUACAGUCCAAGUUCCCCGCCGACGUACUCCUCGAGUCCCCCCGAACGCUCGCAUCGACCCACGCAAGCGCCAUAAGGGACCUACUUCUCACAUAUGUCUCCUCCUGCCCAGGGAAAGAUCUAUCGCACAGAGAACCUGUGCCGCAAAUCCUCCUUCACGCUCGCCGCAACUCUUCCGGGCCCCGCCCUGUACCCGCUCUUCUCGCACGCCAGCAGGUCAGCUCUCUAAUCUGCCAUGCUUCCCGCGGCGAACUUCGUCGCACAAGCUCCGGCUGUGUCACGUCCGGUGAGGGCACGGUCGACCUACACAUCGCGCUGGAACAAGGAAACAAACCUCGUGAGCUCUGUCGUGAAUCAACCCGAUUUGGAGGGUUCUCCUACACAGCCAACCUACACGCUUUGCUGUGGAACAAGGAUACGAGCUUUGCGAGCUCUGUCGUGGAUCAACCCGACUUGGAGGAAGCUCCUACACGGCCAACCUGGACACUUCACGCUGGAACAAGGAAGCAAACCUCGUGA